AUGCAUGGCGACAAUAAUCUCUGCGUGACGCAUGGUAGGAGCCAAAAAACAGCUCCACGACAACCUCUACAUGGCCAUCUCAGGCGGCGAUGUGGUUGCGCCCCUGUUUGGAGCCCCAUAAAUGUGGAUCCAUGGUUUGUCAUACGUUGGAUCUUCGCCGGCGGCCAUCAACUUCGGUGUGACCUUGUCCCACCAACAGCUUGCUUGGUAUCUUGUCGGAGGAACACCCCAGGUUGUAUCUUAGGGGCACCGUCAAGUUCGCCGUCAGCUUGUCCUACAAAGAGCUUCGUUCAUAUCUUCUCCCACGGGUAUGGUUCAUAUGUUGUUUUCCAUGGUUGCAACCUCGAAGCCGGUUCUACUAGUGUUGUACUCCAUGCAUGGUUGAGGUAA
Messenger RNA from Sphenostylis stenocarpa, 390 nucleotides. The record is from the annotation of a GenBank genome assembly. NCBI's taxonomy places the organism in Eukaryota, Viridiplantae, Streptophyta, Magnoliopsida, Fabales, Fabaceae.